This is a messenger RNA of Serpula lacrymans var. lacrymans S7.9, 627 nucleotides long. RefSeq lists its product as uncharacterized. Lineage: Eukaryota; Fungi; Basidiomycota; Agaricomycetes; Boletales; Serpulaceae. The coding region runs from base 1 to 627 and encodes 208 amino acids. The record is from RefSeq and is a predicted model, not a curated record. The transcript has a single exon.
AUGUGCUGGACUUGGGACCAUUACACGGAACUGAAACAGCACCUCAAACUCAUGAUUACCAAUCCCGAGCUGAUCUUUGGUGCUAAUGUGGCCCCCAAGACAGCUUGCUUUGGUGGUCGGCUCUGUUUUAAUCCUGCUGCUAUGGCUGCAGCAUUCAAACUUGCCUCCAAGCUUGAGCAUCUGUGUCCAAUCACACUAGCCCUAUUCCAGGGAGCACUCAACAAGUGGGAAUCAUUCACAACUGAAUAUGCGCCAGGUGGCACAAUUGACCAAGCCAGUACUGAGGAGCAUGAUGCUGCAUGGAUGCCUGCAAUAAAUGACGCAAACAAGGGGGCCCUUGGCAUAUUCCGGCUGCGUGCACAAGAUAAGCCUACCUUAUCAAUGCAUCAGCACAAUGCAAUCACACAAUUUUGCCACAAUGACACGCAGUUGUUUGUGGACGCAACAUUCACCUCAGAAGAUUUUUGCCAUGCCAUGCACCUCGUGAGAGAAAUUGAUAGCACUGGACUCGAGAAGAAGUGCCACCUUGAGAUUAUUCAGCAUGAAGAGGGUGAGGUCCAAGCAAAGAGGCAGAGGGUUGCAGAGGCAGCAGAAGGAAGCACAGAAGAAGGCGAGCCGAGAGGCUGA